Molecule: messenger RNA, 2350 nt
Organism: Corythoichthys intestinalis (scribbled pipefish)
Lineage: Eukaryota; Metazoa; Chordata; Actinopteri; Syngnathiformes; Syngnathidae
Gene: pdcd2
Product: programmed cell death 2
Exons: 7
Coding region: 89-1141 (350 amino acids)
Cellular component (GO): cytoplasm; nucleus
Source: RefSeq, a predicted model, not a curated record
UUUCCACACGAACAUACUACCGCAUCGGGCCACACGUGUUGACAGGCGGAGCAAUUCCGGUGGAGCGUAUUUUAACAAUAUUGUGAUCAUGUCUUUAACGGAGGUCGUAUUAGGUUUCCUGGACGACGCAGAGCCUUGGAGGCUUCGCUCGCCGCAGUUCCCCAGCAAAGUCGGUGGCAAACCGGCCUGGCUUUGCCAGCGAGGCCCGCCGUCGCUGUCCCGGCUGGAGUGCGAAACAUGCCGCCUUCCGAUGGCGUUUCUGCUUCAGGUGUACGCACCCAUCCCCGGCCAGGACAGAAGUUUCCACAGAACACUAUUUGUGUUUUGUUGUAAAUCUCCAGAGUGCUACACUCGAAAUGACAGUCGUUGUGUGAAAGUCUUCAGAAGUCAGUUACCUCGGAAGAAUGACUUCUAUUCCUACGAACCACCUCAAGAGACCGAACCCCUGAGCGAUUUGGAUCAAGACCAGACCACUCUCCCCGUGUCUGGAGUCAAAUUGUGUUGGGUUUGCGGCUGCCCCGGCAACAAAGCCUGUUCUCGCUGCCACUCAGUCACGUACUGCGGGAAGCACCAUCAGACGCUUCACUGGAAACACUCGCACAAGAAGACGUGUGGCAGCAGUAAAGACACGGCUGCCUCCCCAUUUCUCUUUGUGGAGUUUGAGCUUUUAACUGAGACAGAGGAAGAAGUGGAGAGUGGCAAAGGGGAUGAUGAGGCGGCCGUCGCUCAUACUGAUGCAGACUGUCCCACUUUAGCAGAAAUGCUUGCAGAAACAGACCUGGAAGAGAUGGCCAUGCACGAGACUGAGGACAACAAAGUGUUCCAGCGCUUUAAAAAGAAGAUUGCACCUGAGCCACAGCAGGUGUUGCGCUACAGUCGGGGCGGCUCUCCCUUGUGGGUGUCCUCACAGCACAUCCCGUCAGAUGCAGAUAUUCCAGUAUGCACUUGUGGGGCGAAGAGAAUUUUUGAAUUUCAGGUGAUGCCCCAGCUGCUGAACAGUUUGCAUGUGGAUUCCACAGAGGCCAGUAUCGACUGGGGGACUCUGGCCGUAUACACCUGUUCUGUUAACUGUAACCAUGAGGAACAAUACUGCCUUGAGUACAUUUGGAAGCAAGACUUUAGCACAGAGCAGCAAAUGUAAAUUAAACUAUCAUUGUGAUCAUUUAAGGAUUAUGGUAUUUUCCAACACAGCAAACUGUAUAUAAGUGCAUAUAAAUGACUGUUGCAAACUGAAGACCUCUUGUGUAUUCCUUGUAGCUGGACAUGACUGUAGCACCUGUUGGUCUACUUACUAUGAUUUACUGUUCAGUAUACUGUAUCAAUUCUAAGAUGCCCAUACUGUUUACAGCUUAAUGAUAAGUGAAAAGAUUGUGUACCGUAUCUAUACAUGUUUAACUACAUCUAGUGAAUGUCAAACAAUGUAGUGAGUAAAACAUUGUUACACUGGAAAAAGACUUUCACGAGGCUCGGUAUGUCCAGGUUUAUUGUACAGUGCAUGGGCAAAUUUCAGUUGCAUAUUCUUAAUCAAAGCAUUUCGGAAAAAUGCUAAUGGAAAAUUGGCAUCUAAAAAUUAAAACUGAUGACUGCCAAAAUUUUAAGAGAGGGUGCUGACGUUAAGUGCACGCAAAAUAUUCAAUUGCCACUGUGAGUGUAAAGCUUCCCUAAAUAAGCAGAAGCAGAUACUUUUUUUAUGGGGGUGUCAACCAUUGAAAUAUGAAUUUGUCAAAUUUGGGAUUAAAAAAAACAAACACUUUUAUAUAUACAUAACUCUGAAAAGCAUCAAUCGAGCAACUAUACAUCAUACCCUGAAACAAAAAAAGGACUCAAAGAAAUUACUUCACCUUAUAACCGAGUAGAAAUUGUUUCUGGGAAAAAAAAUUCAAUGUAUAAAACUGAGUUAAAGUGAAUAUUUUCUUUCAGACUUAUAUACAAGGGUUUGGGAAAUUAAAAAAAAAACAUGUAAAUGAUAACUGGCAAAUCAAUGUAAAUAGAUUAAAAAAAAAUCACAACGGCACAACUGUCCUAACAGCAGUUGAAGACUGUUAGGGAUUUAGAAAAAAUGUUGGGGAAGAAGGCUCCAAAGGUUCUACGUUGUCUUGCGGAAACCUUUCAGGAUUGGAUAGAUGUUCUCAAAGGCUUCAUAGAUUUCACCUCUCACCUUAGCACCUUGACAAAAAUGCAGAAAAAGCAAUUUAAUAUAUAUAGUCUAUUGAAAUCACUGACAUAAACAGUGAAAAACUUUUUAAACUACGGUUAUUUCUAAGUCUCCAGAGUAAUGCAAGGCUACGUUCAGAUUAGAUGAGUGCCCAUCCGAGAUUGAAGUACUUAUGAGUAGAUCUUACCUGUUAAC